Molecule: messenger RNA, 258 nt
Organism: Aspergillus lentulus
Lineage: Eukaryota; Fungi; Ascomycota; Eurotiomycetes; Eurotiales; Aspergillaceae
Source: RefSeq, a predicted model, not a curated record
AUGAAAGUUUUUGGUCGUUCUUGCAAUCCAUUUCAGUUCUGGCUGGAUGCCAGAUACGAUGCGUUUCAGCCCAGGUACCAGGCCUUGAUUAAUGAGGUCCAGGACUUGGUAAGAAGUCUAGAGAAAGAAGCCGAUUACCCCGAUAUAAUGGCCCUGCCCUUAGCAAAAGCGAAGAAGUUCCGUAAUCGCAAUCAAACAUUGAGCUCCGUCACUGCUCGGCUGAAUCGCGUCGUGAAAAAGCUACGGUCGUCGCUGUGA